Drosophila mojavensis is the source of this 6575-nucleotide messenger RNA. Its product is annotated as zinc finger protein hangover. Gene Ontology annotation, cellular component: nucleus. The record is from RefSeq and is a predicted model, not a curated record. Bases 451 to 6489 code for a protein of 2012 amino acids. The transcript has 8 exons. Gene Ontology annotation, molecular function: zinc ion binding; sequence-specific DNA binding; DNA-binding transcription factor activity, RNA polymerase II-specific. Gene Ontology annotation, biological process: regulation of transcription by RNA polymerase II. Lineage: Eukaryota; Metazoa; Arthropoda; Insecta; Diptera; Drosophilidae.
CAUUUGUUGUUGUUUCGUCGCAAGGUUCGGACGUGUUGUAUUCCGAGGUGCACAUUGGAAGUCGUUCGGCUCUGCGUUCAUUUCAUUUUUUUUUCUGUGUAAUUUUGUUUUGCAUACUGAGACGCAGACGGACACACGACCACGGCGGAGUCGUUCUGACUAACCGAUACCGUUACCCAAGCCUGUGCCCAGCCAUUAGUAGAUGUGAAAUGUGACGACACAACGAAAAAGUGUCCGCAAUCGCGCAGCCGAGGCGACAAAAACCAUUUUGCAAAAAGAAAAGAAAAGAAAAUAAAAAGAAAUACAACAAAAAAAGUGAGAGGAAUCGGCAGCGACGCUCACGCGUUGCGCCCCCAUUCAAAAUAAAAGUGAAAACGUGCAAAAUAUACAACGAAUAAGCAAAGCAAGAAAGAACAGCAGCAACAAGAAGAUAUUAAUUAUAAUCCGAAAAUGUGCGACGCUGUCGCAACCACCACACCAGCAACACCAACCAUCCCAGCAGCAGCGGGAUCUGGACCAGGAGUGGCUGCUGGGGAUACCACCACAUCGACAGCAAUGGAGGAGCGGACGCGACAAAGUUGCUGUCGCCUGUGCAUUGCGCCCGCCAGCGAAUGCAUUUCGAUCAUUAACAGUUAUGCGGCCGAUAAGGAACCGUUGGCCACUAAAAUACACAACUGCGUAAAUAUCAAGAUUACGCCAUUGGAUCGUCUGUCGCUUCAUAUUUGUCAUGCCUGCAUCAGCUAUUUGAACUCCUGGCAGAGCUUUAAGAAUCGCUGCCUCAGCUCACAGUCGAAGCAACGGCAGUGGCUGGACAGCGAUAAAAGCAAGCAACAGACGCUACUGGGAUAUUUGGAUUUGAACAAAACGGAGAAUGGAAGCUCCAUUGAACAACAGCAACAACAACAACAGCAGCAGCUCGAAUCGAAUAUCGAUUCGGCAACCAUUGCAGCUGAAAAGGCAUCCGCCAACAUUUUGGAUGGCAUACCGUCGCUGAAGAAACGCAAAUCGUUAACAGUUUAUCCGCUGCCCGCCGUGCCGAUCAAGGAUGAGCCUAUUGAUGAUACGGACGAUGACUUUCAAAUGAAGUGCAUAGACGAAUCCGAUGAUAUGAUGGAUCCCACAAUGUUCCUAGAGCGCUCCGAGCAUGAGGGCGAUGUGCCACUAAUGACCUCCGACUAUGAUUACACGGCGCAACACGGCGUGACGGCGGUUGCGGCGGCGGCAUCUCUGCCCGCCAGCGCGGUUGCAAACGUGGCCGCCGCCGGCGACUCGAAGGUGGCCAGCUGUCGGGCUUGCAGUCUGCAGUUCUCGACGCGCGCGAAUGCCCGACGCCACGAACGUAAUCUGCAUCCGAAUCUGUUUCAAUUGUCUACAGAUUCACCCAACAAUACGCCCAUCACAAAACCGACGCCGGCCCUGGCCGCCGCUCUGGAAAUUCAGCGUGCCGCAGCGGCGGCAGCAGCCACCGCAGAGGCAACCAAAGCCGCCGCCGGCGGCAACAUAUCAGCGCAAAAGUAUCGCCAGGUGGUAAUGAAUACAUUCAUCAAAUGCGAAAACGGCGGCUUCGACUACGACAAUCCAGAGCAGUAUCAGCAUCUGCUCACCCGCGACAAAGUGGAUUUCAUACAGGAGAACAACGAGUUUCUGGAGCAAUACCAGACGAUGACGUGUCGCUGCUGCAAUAAGUACUUCAACACCUACAAGAACUUCAUGGCGCACGUGCGCAAAAAGUAUCCGCUGCUGCCGCGCAAUCUCUGCUUCAACUGCCUCAAGAUGAACGACUCGAAGGCGCUGUUCAUAUCGCAUCUGAAGAAGCGCAACUGCAUCAAUCUGUAUCGCGUGCUCAACGCGCUGCGCCUCAAGCAGCCGAACUUUUCGCAUGCCAACGCAUCUGGUGUGGCUGUCUCGGCGGCCGACUUGAGUGUUGGCCAAGCGGCAGCUGCUGCAGCUGCAUCCGCUGGACACGAGACCUCAUCGGAGCGGCCAGAGAAGCUGCGUGCCAAGGAGCUGCUGGUGAACAAGCUGUAUGAGUGCAAACUCUGCCCGAAGGGCUUUCGCACCAAGCACGAGUUCCGCACCCAUGUGUACGACAAGCAUGCGGAUGUGCAGCGCAAGGACAACAAUUCGAUACAGUGCACCUUCUGUGGAUUGGACUUUGCCGAUCCCGUGGACCGGCGUCGCCACUACAACAACAUGGAGUGCAUUGUGCGGCUGCGCUGCAUGACCUGUGAUGCCAAGCUGGAGACGCAUCAGCGGUUCCUCGACCACGUCUACCAGGACCAUCUGGGCGGUGUGAGCAGCGAUAAUGCCUCAACGGCCAACAGUGGCGGCAUGGAUCAUUCCCCGGGCAAACGCAGCCUGCUGGGCGCCUUGGGCAUUGGCAUAAGUCAAUCAUCGAAUGAUGAGUCACGUAGCAGCACCCACAACAACAACAAUGCCGCGGAAGCGGCCUUCACCUCGACCCCGAAGCCAUCUGGAGGAGCGGCAGGCGGCACCGGCGGCACAGCAGCAGCAGUAAGUGGCGGCGGCUCCACAUCCGGCAGUCGUGAUGCACCCAAAUCGCAGUAUUUCUCCCGCAUGCCACAGGUGUGCCCGAUCUGUGGGCAACAGUACAACAACUACAACAACGUGCUGCGCCACAUGGAAUCGAAGCAUCCCAAUAAGCUGCCCGAAACGUACAAGUGUGUGCGCUGCGGCCUGGGCUAUCCCCGUAUCUCCUAUCUGCGCGAGCACAUGAUCAAUGUGCAUGGCGUGGACAAGAAUCGUCAUUCGGGCGGCUUCGAGUACAUUGUGAAUGCGGAUGCAGUCAAGCUGGCGGAUGGCAGCAUGCCCAACGUCUACACGGGCCGUUAUGAUUAUGUGAUGAAGGAUCUGAUGUCAAUAACAAAUGGUGGGACACUCGAUGAGGAUGAGGAGGAAAGCGGCAGCGUUGCCAAAAAGAUGCGACUGGAUGACAGCAGCAACAACAGCAGCAUCAACAUGAGCAUUGCCAACCAGCAGAAGGAGUGCCUCAUCUGCAAUGCGGUGUUCAGCAACAACAUUGGCCUAUCGAAUCACAUGCGCUCGCAUUAUACGGCCGCAACGGCAACGAAUGCGGCGCUGGCGGCUGCCAAUCGCAUGACGCCCAAAUCUUUGACAAUUACCGCAACGCCGCCAUUGGACACGACGGCGGCAACGUCGACGAGCGCUGCAGCUGGAGCCGGAGGGGGAGGAACGGCAGCGACAAGUGCAGCUGGAGCCGGCAGUGGAGCUGGUGGAGGAUCAACAACAGCCAGUGGACUACCGCCAGCCAUGGUGCAUCAGACGCCACAGGAGCAGGCCGUGUUCCGGCGCAGUCUGGACCAGGCGGCGGAUCGUCGCUUUCGGCGCAUGCGUUGCCGCAUCUGCCAGCGGCGAUUCAGCUCGAAGAAAUCGUAUCGCUAUCACAUGCUCACCGACCAUCAGGUGCAGAACGUGCAGUUCAUCAAGUGCAAGCUCUGCAAUGCGGAGUUCGCCUACGAGAAGGGCCUGAAGGUGCAUCUGUUCAAGGUGCACGGGCGGGCCAUCAAGGACGAGAUGAUUGUGAAGCAGUUCGAGUGCGACAUCUGCUCCAUUGUCUACAGCUCGGAGCUGGAGCUGCAGCAGCACAAGCGCAGCGUGCACAAGUCUCACGAUGCUGCCUCCAAAUCAUCGGCAACCAAAUCAUCAACCGCUACCUCAGCUGCUGAACUGGCGGACACAUCGGGCACGGGCGGUGGCGGGGCCGGAGCGGGCGCCGCCCUGCCGCUCUACUGGUACCAGUGCAAGUACUGCCCCUCCAACUUCAACACCAACAAGAAGCUAGCCAUCCACAUCAAUUCGCACGACGAGUUUGAUUCCAAUGAUUAUUCGUGCAAGGAUUGCGGCAAUGUCUACAGCGGACGCAAGAGCCUCUGGGUGCAUCGCUAUAAGAAGCAUCCGCAGGUGCCAGAUCCAGUGGAGUGCACGCUCUGCCGCAAGAUGUUCUUUGAUCGACAGAUGCUGGAGAAUCACACGCCCACCUGCAACCGGAAGCCCAUCACUGCCACCGGCGCCCAUCAGCAGGACCAGCAGCAGCACCAACAGCAGCAGCAGCAGCUGCAACAGCAACGCGCUAUAUUCAAGCACAAGACGGGCGACGAUGACGAUGAGGAGGAGGACGAUCAGCUGAUGCUGGUGGACGAUGGUGGCGUGGGCAGCGACAGCAACGGUGCGGCGGCCACCAGCGGCACAAGCAGCAACAAUCCAAAUGCGAUAAGCGCGAGCACAAUGAAGAUACGCAUACCGGAGGUGGCGUGCACCAUUUGUGGGGCACGCUUCACCGACCAGGAGAUGUUCACCAAGCACAUACAGAAGCACGAACAGGAUCUGUAUGUGGACAAUCCGCUGGCGGCCAUGUUCGACGAUGGCCCCGCCGAUGUUGGCCAAUUCAAGGUGGAGCGCCAGAACGAGAAUGGGGAAUACGCGUGCGAUUUGUGCGCCAAGACGUUCCCCCAGGUGAUUGCGCUCAAGGUGCAUCGCAAGUGGCAUUUCAGAGGUGAUAGCAAGCAGAAUCUCAUCAUCGACGGCGAAGCGACAACGCUGAACAACAGCAGCAGCAACAACAACAACAACAACAAUUCGCUGAGCUCCUCAUCGAUGCUACGCGAACUGCAUGCAGUGGGCCUGAUGCCCAACCAGCAACAACACCAGAAGCAACAGCAGCAACAACAACAACAACAGCAGCAGCAACAGCAGCGGAACAACACGUCGAGCAGCUCGAGCAAGUCGCUGAAGCGGAAACGUGAACUGAAAUGCGAAUACUGCGCCUCCACAUUCAUUAGCAACAACAACCUGCGUCGCCACAUGUACGAGCUGCACAAGCACGAGGUCAGCAAUCUGCCGGAGCCGCCGGUCAUUGAGGUGGACGAGCCGCUGACGUGCCGGCGCUGCGGCGAUAUACGCUUCGAUACCAAAGAGCAGUGGAUCGAGCAUAAGCUGGCGGACGCCAAAGUGGUGCGUCCCUUCUGUCCAUUCCAAUGGGGCUGUGAUCUGUGCGGCGAGUACCUGUCGCGCAAGGAGAAGCUCAUCAAUCAUAUUAACAAUCAUCUCAAAGAGGAUGUGAUAGUGCCGGUGGCGACAGCAGCCAGUAAGGCGCCCGUGCUGCCCAACAAGGCAAAGACGGCAGCUGGAACAGCUGCAGCAACAGCAACAACAACGGCUGCAAAGGGCAUAGUGCGAGCGGCGGCAGGAGCUGGCGGCAGGGUGAAUAAGGGUAAACAACUGGAGGAGCAGCUGACAAUGAAGGUGGCAACGAAGCAACAGCAGCAGCAGCAGCAGGAGGAGCAGCAGCAACAGCAGGCAUCAAAUGAUGAUCAUGCUGAGGAGGAUGAUGAUGAGGGGGAGGAGGAGGAUGGCAGUGAUAUGGAUGAGGAUGAUGACGAUGAGAGCGAUAGUGGCGAAGGGGAGAGCACGAGUGCUGAUGAUGAUGAUGAGGAUGAUGAUGACGAUGAGGGCGAUGUUGACGAUGAGGAUGAUGAUGACGAAGAAGAUGUGGAUGGCGAUGUUGUCGAACAGCAAUUGCUGCAACAAAAACAACAACAGCAGCAGCAGCAACAACAGCAACAACAACAACAGCAGCAACAACAACAACAACAGCAGCAGCAACAACAAAACCUCAACAGCAACAGCAAUAGCGUCGCUGCCCACGAUGAUGACGACGAUCUCAUUGAGGAAGUCAUCGAGGAAGAUGGCAUUGUCGAGGAGCUGGACGACGAUGAGGACGAUGACGAUGGCAACACAACCGACGAGCACCAGCACCAGCAGCUGGCAGCCAAUGCCAAUGCCAAUGCCAAUGCCAAUAGCAAGCAGCAGCAGCAGCAGCAGCCGAGACGCCUCAACUUUGACUACUCGCGCUCGGACAGCGCCAAGCUGAACGGGAAUGGCAAACAGACGCCGCAGCAGCUCGCCGCGGCCAAGUCGAAGGCGGGGCAGUCGGCGGUGCUGGUAAUGCAUAGCUCUGAGGAGGAUGAGGAGGAUGAUGACGAGGAGGGUGUGGAGGGUGAAGCGAUGAACAUUGAUGAUAUUAUUGAGGAAGAUGAUGGGGAGGAUGAGGACGACGAUGUGGUUGGUGUCGAUGGUGGUGUUGUUGAGGAUGACGAUGAUGAUGAUGAUGAUGAUGAUGACGAUGACGAUGACGAUGAUGAUGUUGAAGAAGAUAUGGAUGAGGACGACGAUGAUGUGGAGGAUGACGACGACGAUGUCGAUGACGACGUCAAUGGCGUCAAUAUGCGCAACAACAAUCGUCGUCGUGACGGUGCUGUGAUGGUCAGCGGCAUCAGCAUUGGCGACGGUGAGGCUGAUGAUGAUGGUGUUGCUGAUGCUGAUGCUGAUGUGGAUGGUGAUGUGGAUGGUGAUGAUGAUGGUGAUGUGGAUGGUGAUGCUACAUCAUCAUCGGGGAGCGAGUCAACAGCAACAUCGCAUUCAAUUGGAGCAACUGCAGUCACAUAUUAAAAGCCAUUUUCUGAAUGGGCCCUCGGCGGGUGGCAGCGGCAGCAACAGCAGCAACAGCAGGAGAAUCGGUGCCGGCGCUGGUAGCA